This is a messenger RNA of Sphaeroforma arctica JP610, 1205 nucleotides long. RefSeq lists its product as hypothetical. The coding region runs from base 1 to 888 and encodes 295 amino acids. The record is from RefSeq and is a predicted model, not a curated record. NCBI's taxonomy places the organism in Eukaryota, Ichthyosporea, Ichthyophonida. The transcript has 8 exons.
AUGGUUACGCCACACGCAGACGUAUUCCAUGUUAACGGUGAGCUGUUAGAGUCGGAGUUACAGCUGCUCGAAACCCAAUACCAAUUAGAGUACAACGGCACCAAACAACUGCACGCGGCCAACAUGAGUUGGCUGAAUGUGGGCGAGAAGAAGAUCUGCUGGGACAACCUCAACAAGAUACACGCGCUAGAGCGACAGAUGCUAGUGCAGCAGAAGGAGGCCGAGCUCACCAGAGGGGUACAGAAUCAUAGUCAUCGGCUGGAGAUGCAGAGCGAGAUCAACAAACAGCGCAAUGCCAAUCUACAGGCGAUCAUCCGCGUCAUGAGGAAGAAGCAACUGCCCAGAGACCAGGACACCCAAUUUAGAAGCGCAUUACAUGUAUGUCCACGCACCGUUGCGCCGCACUCUCACGUACACUCCAUGGAUGAGAACAAGGUCAGGUUUAUGGCGUCGGAGGAGAGGAAGAGGAAGCGACUGGCGGCAGAGAUGGAUGAAAAGAUUAGACACAUGAAUCAGCAGUCGGCUGAACAGGCCGAGGCGGAGAUGUCGGAGAUCAACGAGUACAAUGAACUCAGGAAAGAGAAGAUGCACCUCAAGAACCAGAGCGCGGACGAGGCUUCAAAGCGCAAAUACGACAAACAAGUGGAAGAAUUCCACCAGAACUUCGAAACACACCUUGAACAACUAACAGCCAGGCAGAAGCUAGAGAUGGAGUCAUUGGCCCACAAAUACGUACAAUUGCGAGAUCAAGUGAUUGAGAAGUGGUCCAACGCGGCCGCGGGCGGGUCGAGUGUGUCGUUGAACAACAGUUCGCAGUCCGGACUCAACUUGGUUUCGUCUAUCCGCUCCUCCUCAUCGAUGUCUAGUCACCGCAGCUUUAGGACGUGAGGUAGCGCACCUCUAUCGCCGAAAGCCUUCUAAACAGUACACCCCCCGGUGGCAUGAGUGUGAGCGUACCUGAGCUCUACGGCGGCAUAGUAUAAUGGCCACAGACUCAGUUUUAGGGGUUUAGAGUUGGCUUGAGCGUACCUGAGCUCUACACCGACAUAGUAUACUGGCCACAGACUCAGUUUUUGGGUUCUAGAGUUGUGGCUUGAGCGUACUUGAGUUCUACGCCGGCAUAGUAUACUGGCCACGGGCUCAGUUUUAGGAUUUUAGGGUUGGCUUGAGCGUACUUGAGCUCUACGCCGGCAUAGUAUACUGGC